AUGGUCCGUUUCCUCACCGACAAGCGCGUAGCUCCAGCUGCCACUUCCACCCCCCAGCCCCUCCUCGUAAUCGGCGCCGGUCUCCCCCGCACAGCAACCUCCUCCCUCCAAGCCGCCUUGGAACAACUAAACAUAACUCCCUGCCUCCACAUGGCGCAAAUAAUCCCCCAUCCGUCACGUCAAGAACUUCUCAUCGCAACCACCCAAAGCAAAGACACCCCAACACGUCAAAAACAACUCCACACCCUAGUCUCCGGCUAUGCCGCUGUUUGCGAUAUGCCAGCUGUAUUCCAUCUCCCCGAUCUAGACAUGGGCUGA
Molecule: messenger RNA, 318 nt
Organism: Penicillium robsamsonii
Lineage: Eukaryota; Fungi; Ascomycota; Eurotiomycetes; Eurotiales; Aspergillaceae
Exons: 2
Coding region: 1-318 (105 amino acids)
Source: RefSeq, a predicted model, not a curated record